Messenger RNA from Arabidopsis arenosa, 3581 nucleotides. NCBI's taxonomy places the organism in Eukaryota, Viridiplantae, Streptophyta, Magnoliopsida, Brassicales, Brassicaceae. The record is from the annotation of a GenBank genome assembly.
GCCAUCUUUCUUCAUUAAAGGAAGCAAAAGAGUUUGAUUUCGUCGUCGAGCUUGCGAUCUUCAGCUUUUCAGGCGACGUCGUUGUGAUUCUAAUCGUUCUCCGGUGAAAUUGAUUUCGGAGGCUAUUCGAUGGCUUACGUCGACCAUGCGUUCUCGAUAUCGGACGAAGACCUAAUGAUUGGGACUUCGUACACCGUUAGUAAUCGACCACCGGUGAAGGAGAUCUCACUCGCGGUAGCUCUACUCGUAUUCGGAACCCUAGGAAUCGUUUCAGGUUUCUUCAUGGCGUAUAACCGAGUUGGUGGUGAUCGAGGUCACGGGAUUUUCUUCAUUGUACUCGGAUGUCUUCUGUUUAUCCCGGGGUUUUACUAUACACGGAUUGCAUAUUACGCUUACAAAGGAUACAAAGUCAUACUAGCUAUGAUAGUCACCGGAAGCGAGUCUUCUGAUGCUCGUGAUGCUGAAAUAAAUCGACUCUUGAAGAAACUCAACAAACCUUUUCUUAAAUCUAUCAAGGUGUUGACUGCACUUUAUAAUGAUACUAACCCUCGAUACUUUGUGUACUGGACUAAUGAUUCAUAUAUACAACAUGGUUGCUAUAAUAAUAUUUGCCCCGGCUUUGUUGUUGUCAACCAAGCAUUUGCUCUAGGCGCGGCCGUUCCUGAAGUUUCUAUCCGUGAUGGUCUACAAUACGAAAUUUUCACAAGUAUAUGGAAGGACCGUAGUUCAGGAAAUUGGUGGUUGAGAUUUGGUACUCAUGUAAUUGUUGGGUAUUGGCCUUCUUCAUUGUUCAAUCGUUUACGAAUUGGUGCGACAGAAGUUGAAUGGGGAGGCGAAAUAUGCGAAGAUUGUGGCGAGAGUCUGAAGAAGCCAAGGCUCUCGAAGCACUUGCGUAUGUGCACUGCCACCAAGUUUUCUUGCAUUGACUGUGGAAACAUGUUUGGGCAAGAUAGUGUUUACUAUCAUAAUCAAUGCAUCACCGAGGCUGAGAAAUAUGGUCCAAAGGGGCUAUCUAAUGGCGAAAAUUCGAAACAAAAGCACGAUUUCGAUAUAAAUACCGAGUCAUACAAGAGUCCUUCAUGGUUUUGUAGCUUAUGUAAUGCAAAUAUGACCUGCGAGCAGGAUUAUUUUGCCCAUGUCUAUGGAAAGAAACACCAAGAGAAAGCAAAUGAGGUUGCUGAUAUGGACUACUCAAAACAACAAUCUGAACAACCACCAGUUGACAAGAACAACUUAAAACAACAACCCGACUUAGAUAUAUAUGUCGGGUUAUCAAACCACUAUCCAUGGUUCUGUAGCUUGUGUAACAUAAUGGCUACCAGCCAGCAGACUUUGUUAUCACAUGCCAAUGGGAAGAAACACCGAGCGAACGUCGAAUGGUUUGAUGCUGAACAACAGCAACGACAAGUAACACAACAUUCCACGAUGGACAACUCAAAACAACAGAUCGAAGUCGAUAUAAAUGUUGGGUUAUCCAAUUGUUAUCCAUGGUUUUGUAGCUUGUGUAACGUGAAGGCUACAUGCCAGCAGAAUUUGCUAUCCCAUGCCAAUGGCAGAAAACACCGAGAAAAUAUCGAAUUGUUUGAUGCUACACAACAACAACAGUUAGAAAAAUCCACAGUGGAUAACAAGGAUACAAUUGAAAAUGCUUCUGAUGGUGAUUCCGAACAGAAGAGAGUAGAUUUGCUUGUCUCAUCAGGUGUUGCAAAUGGAUAUCCUCAGGCCGACAAAAAGAGAAAGCGAGAGACUUUCGAUGAAACAUGGAACAGGGAGGUAGUUCAGGCCGAAGAAGCUGAAGGAGGGGGUGAGAAAAAGCAAGAGAGUAAGAAGAAGGGAAAGAAGGAAAAGAAGGAAAAGAAGCAGACUAUGUUAGACUCUGAUUUCGAGUAUGACAAGGAAGAUAUCAAGCAGCUGUUGGUAUCUUACUCGAAGGAAGGGCUUGUUAACCUCAUAUACAAGACUGCUGAGAAGGGUUCUCGAUUGAUCUCUGCCAUCCUUGAAUCGGCUGACCGUGACAUCGCUCAGCGCAAUAUAUUUGUGCGUGGCUUUGGAUGGGACACAACGCAUGAGAACCUCAAGGCAGCGUUUGAGACUUAUGGGGAGAUAGAGGAUUGCUCGGUGGUCAUGGACAAAGACACGGGAAGAGGUAAAGGGUAUGGGUUUGUGCUGUUCAAGACGCGGAAAGGAGCGAGAGAGGCAUUGAAAAGACCGGAGAAGAGGAUGUACAACCGCAUCGUGGUAUGUAAUCUAGCAUCAAAGAAGCCGUCUGGGGCUGGAAAGGAGCAGGAUAUGGUUGAACCGGUGAAGAUUGAUCUAACUCAGAUGGCCAAUCAAAGUGAAGCAGUCUUGCCCGGUCCCGAACUGGGUCACGGACAUGUACUCAAGAAGAUGCACCACCAACAACAGACUAUAGACAUGUUCGGGCAGAACAUUCCUUUUUACGGACACUCUCAUCAGUUUCCUGGUUUUGAUCCAAUGUAUGGUGCUUUAAGUGGUCUACCAAACUAUGGUAUGUUUGGCUCGGGUAUGAUGAUGAACCAAGGAUCGAUGUUGCAGCCACCACCGAAUCAUUUAGGCAUGGCAGGGCAAUAUUUUGACUGUGGAGAGAGUCUGAAGAAGCCAAAGCUCCCGACUCACUUCAAGAUGUGCAGAGCCAACAAGUUAUCGUGCAUCGAUUGUGGAGAAAUGUUUGGGAAAGAUACUGUGCAAGGACAUACCCAGUGUAUUACUGAAGCUGAGAAGUAUGGUCCAAAAGGGCAGUCAAAGUCAUCUAAUGGCACACCUGCAAAGCCAAAGGAUAACUCUAAGCAACAGCCUGACUUCGAUAUUACUGUCGGCUUAUCGAACCGAUAUCCAUGGUUUUGUAGUAUAUGUUACACAAAGGCUACUAGCCAGCAGACUUUGCUUGCCCAUGCGGAUGGGAAGAAGCACCGAGGAAAAGCAAAAGCCUUCCAUGCUAGACAACAGCAACAGUCUGAACCAUCCGCAGUGGAUACGAAGGAUGGAAGCGAAAACGCGUUUAAUGGUGAUUCAGAACAGAAGAAAGUAGAUUUACCUGUCUCCUCAAGUGUUGCGAAUGGAGAAUCGCAUGCUGAGAAAAAGAGAAAGCUAGAGACUUUGGAUGAAACGAGUAAAGGUGAGGUACCUCAAGCCGAAGAAGCAAAAGGAAGUGAUCUAAAGAAAGCUAAGAAGCAGGACCAUGAGAAGAAAAUCAAUUGGAAGAAGUUGAUCACAUCGGCUUUGAAGUCUAACGAAGAUAAAACUUUGAAGAUGAAGAAACUGAAGAAGCUCGUUCUGGAAUCUAUUGUGGAUUCAGGCAUAACUCGAGAAAAAUCUGAGCUUAAGGCAGAGCUAGAGCUAAAGGUGAAUUCGAGCUCCAGAUUCACGGUUGAUGGGAAGUAUGUGAAACUUGUGGCUAAAGAAUGAAUCUAAUUCUUGAGUCAAGCAACAGUAUCAUGUCCCUCCGACUGAAAUUAGAUUUUGCGCAUGUCACAGUUUUGGCAUAUGAUUCAUUACUAUUACUGUCUGUACUCUGUACCAAAUUUGGAAUUUUGGAAUCUCAUUAAACUAUUAUUCGUGAC